UUUGAUUUUCUCUGUUUCCACCUAUCGGAACAUUCUAGUAGAUUUGGUGAUCUGCAGCAUGGUUCAUAUUUAAACCGGUGAAGUUACAGUUAAUUUGAUUGUCAAUUAAUCUUAAUUGUUUUGCGAUACUCAAUCUUUUUUCAUUCAAUUAUGGCUGGUCUAGGAAAACGAUUAAUUCCUCUAUUUGACCGAGUGUUGAUUGAGAGAUUUGUACCUGAGGUGAAGACCAAAGGUGGAAUCAUGAUCCCGGAAGCUGCUGCUGGUAAAGUAAAUUCUGGCACUGUAGUAGCUGUUGGACCUGGUGCAAGGACCGAUGAUGGUAAAGUUGUUCCCACCGCUGUUAAAGAAGGUGACAAAGUAUUACUCCCGGAAUAUGGUGGACACAAGAUAGAGUUCAACUCGAAAGAAUAUUUUCUUUUCCGUGAAAAUGAAAUUUUAGGUAAAUGGUCCGAAUAAUUUGGUUUGACCUAGUUGAGUAUCAGCCCCGUACAUCAUCUAACCAGAAUUCCUUAGUCCAAAGAUAUUAGAUUUCUAUUAGAACUUUACAAUUCAUGUAACCACAACACUUAAAUUUUGCCAUUUUGGAAUUAAAUUACAUUUUUUUCGUAGAAAAAAAAA
Molecule: messenger RNA, 618 nt
Organism: Panonychus citri (citrus red mite)
Lineage: Eukaryota; Metazoa; Arthropoda; Arachnida; Trombidiformes; Tetranychidae
Product: 10 kDa heat shock protein, mitochondrial-like
Exons: 2
Coding region: 151-456 (101 amino acids)
Cellular component (GO): mitochondrial matrix
Molecular function (GO): ATP binding; protein folding chaperone; metal ion binding
Source: RefSeq, a predicted model, not a curated record